AUGUCGUCAGGAUCCGACCCUAAACUCGGAUCUUGCAGCACUCUGGUCUAUGGAUCAGAGAUGCUGGGGCGGAACACGCAGGGACCUUCGGAGGGGAACUUGGGGAUUGACGACAUGAUAAAGGCUCAAGAGGAGAGGCUCGCAACAUUGCGAGCUCAACUACGAGAGUGCGGUGGUGAUGAGGGAGAUGUUGGUGUGGUGCCAGUCGUUGAAGGUGCUCCGAUCAUUGCGCACAGCACAGGUCAUUAUCCAGCAGGAGUACCUCCAACCCCUCGAACCUGCCCUCGUGAGCCAGAGCCAAACCAAUCAGGCUCUGUCAAGCGGAAUCUGGCCCAAGCAUUUGUUGAUGAGUCUGUUGCCACAACUCAUCCCAACCCCCCGGAGACUGUCAAGAGUUCCAGGAAAAGCAUGGGCCAUGAUGCCCAAGACCCGAAUUCCUUUUUGAAUGCACCUUUGACCCCAAGGUACACACCAGCAAAGUCUGUGGAUGGAGCCCCAUCCGAACGUCCUUCCCCAAAGCCCAGCCAGACCUCCCAAACACCGUCCCAGCAAAAGUCAAACGAGAAGGACGCGCUGUAUUGGAAGUUGCGAAGGCAAUGUGUGAUCAAGGCGUCUUCUUGUUCAGCCGAAGCUCUAAAACUUUAUAAAACCAAGGAUGGUCGAUCAAAGCUGCGAGAACUCAUGCUGCAGAACGGCUGUGACUUCUCGCUGGUCGAGGUUCAGUUGCAGCGUUGGUCGCAGUCGACUAUGGGACAGAAGCGGAGUGUCUCAAGAGGCGACUUCGUGGUACCCCGAAAUGAAAGCAAGCGUUCUUUGGAAGGUGGUGGCGAAGAUGGCUCUGAUUCCGACCUUGCCGACGAGCUUCUAGCCGGUUUCGAGUGUGGAGCUGCAACCGCCGAGCAAACGGCCAGACUGGCUGCAGUGGCAAACAUGAAGUUGAGAAAACGUGGAAUCAUUGAUCCAGCAUUGAGCCGGCUUGCCUCUUGUGCAACUUCCAGAGCAGGGGGGUCAAAGCAUGCUUGUGAAAAGCUGCACCGUGUGAUUUCAAGAGAUCACAAGAAAUUAGAUGUCAAAGUCAGCACCAUACCCUUGUGGAUACGUUACACCAGAAAACGCCUUGCACAAAGUCUGGUGAAUUACCCAGUGCUUCGGAUACCCAGUUGGGUUGAGUGCAUCUUCAAACAUGGUGGCCACUUCUUUUUGGGAGGGCGUACGUUGGAUGAGUUGCCAGCAGUUCGCCAAGAGUUGCGCACGUUCUGGCAAAACUACCGAGCUAUAGACAAGGAUUUUCCUAUGUUCACGGAGAUGCCUGAAAGCAAGUGGGGUUCCCUCAUACCUGUGGCUAUCCAUGGGGAUGAGGGUCGUGGCCGCCUGAAGAACCCGGUGAUGGUAGUAAGUCUUCAAUCGUUGCUCCCUUUGCACGGCAAGAAAACCAAUAUGCAAGGGAACUCCCUGUGCACCAGACUGCUCUACGCCGUGCUGCCUGCGCCAUUUACAAAGAAGAGUUUUCACAAGCUCCUGUCACUCCUGACUGACGAUCUGAACUCUCUAUGGAAGGAUGGCAUGACUGUGACGUGGAAGGGCGAGUCCCACCAUUUCCAUUUCAUUGUGACAGGAACAAAAGGAGACUGGCCGUUCCUUCGGUCAGCGUACAACUUGUCUUGCGGCUUCAACUGCUCGGACAAAUGCCAUAGAUGCUGUGAACCAGAGUGGUGGAACCUCAAAAAAAUGAAAGAGUUCCCAGCUUCCACAACCAACCCGAGCCCAUUCUACAGUGGAGAUCCCAGCCCUUUGCGGAGUUUGCCUUUGGGGGAUGCUAGCCGGUAUAUCCGGGUGGAUCCUGCACACACGUUUGCCAUCGAUGGUGUUGGCAAGGAUUUCCUGGCUUCCAGCAUUGUGAUCAUGGUGCGCGCUGGGCAUUUUGGCAGAGGUGCAAUCCCACUUCGGUUCCAAAACGCCUACGCAAAUUUCUUAGCAUACUGCUCUGCCCACGGCAAGGGUACAAGCAUAGCUGACUUUGGGCACCGCAGUUUCAAGCUGCCAGCUAACUCGUUGAACCAGUUUCCGCGCGGUCUGGGCCGCGGGCACGAUGCUGGCGUCUUGGGAGCUUGGCUCGCAGAAGAGGUCCUUCAAUUGUGCCCUGCCUCGGCG
Molecule: messenger RNA, 2151 nt
Organism: Durusdinium trenchii
Lineage: Eukaryota; Dinophyceae; Suessiales; Symbiodiniaceae
Source: the annotation of a GenBank genome assembly